Molecule: messenger RNA, 1164 nt
Organism: Linum trigynum
Lineage: Eukaryota; Viridiplantae; Streptophyta; Magnoliopsida; Malpighiales; Linaceae
Source: the annotation of a GenBank genome assembly
AUGGUGAUUACCAAUCCUCAAGUGCAGGAUGCAGUUGAAUUCAACAAUCAAGGUUUUCGGACCAGUCGGGAAUAUGCUAGGUACCUACGUAGCUUUCGCGAUCGUUCCAUUCAACCUUCCUUCACCAUUCAACCCUCUGCUUUCAACAAGUAUGGGAUGGAUCUCCCUUCCAUGCUUGCCGGCCUCGGCUGGAGCUCGUUGGUUGAAGACCAACGUUUCAGCUUCUAUCCUGAAGCAGUCAGGAUGUUCUAUGUGAGCAUCAAAAGGGGGCCUGGUCCUGAACCUUCGUUCUUCACCAUUGUGGUUUAUAACCACAAGAUCAAGGUGUCACCUGACUUGCUUGCCUCAGUUCUAUCGUUGCCUCACUCUGGUCUCCAGGCUGGGUUUGAUGGGGAGUUCCACGAUCUGGGGUUCGAUUUCAUGACCUCAUUGUCUCUAUUCACUGAAGAUACAAGGAGGUUCUUCUCUCAUCACCUUGAUGUCGGUCGGCUUCCAGAUGACCUGAAGGUGUUCCACUGGUUCAUCACUCGGUGUUGGCUGCCUCGUGACCUGCGGAGCUCGGCUGUGUUGCACCCUACUGAUCUCUGGAUCAUGACUCAUGCUCGAGCUUGUCAGCCCAUUAGCUUUGCCUCCUUAGUUUUUCGUCACAUGCUCCGCUUUGGAGAUGGUAACUACAGUGGGAACUUGCCCUUUAGACCGCUUAUCACGCGACUGCUGUACAGGCUCCAGUUUGAUUUGCGCGACAAAGUCACCAUCUGCAAUAUUCAUGAGGACUUGCGCCCGAACCACAUUCUCAAUCGCCUGGACCCUGACGUAGGCCGCCGUAAGCUUGUAACUUGCUCAGGGGGAGGAGCUGGUGGAUUCCUUCCUGCUGGGCCUGACGCAUCUCUUGAACUGGUUCCGGCAUUACUUAAGGCUGCUAUUUCAGCCAUCGAUGGUGAAGUUUUGAAAACCAAAGUUGCUGAGCCAAGUCAGGACGGUCUAACCAGAGCAUCGCUUGGGCUGCUGCUAUGCAAGGAACGUUUGGAGCUUAUGCAGGCUCCCCAAGGAGAUCUGGAGGAUGAGGCAGAACCUGCCCCUGAGGACUUCGAUCCUAUGUCCUCGGACUCCGGAUCUGAUGAUGACAUUUCUGAUUACGAUUCACCUCCUAAUUAUCCCUUCUAG